Protopterus annectens (West African lungfish) is the source of this 2147-nucleotide messenger RNA. It is a transcript of the gene AIDA, whose product is annotated as axin interactor, dorsalization associated. The record is from RefSeq and is a predicted model, not a curated record. The coding region runs from base 701 to 1627 and encodes 308 amino acids. Gene Ontology annotation, molecular function: phosphatidylinositol binding. Lineage: Eukaryota; Metazoa; Chordata; Ceratodontiformes; Protopteridae. Gene Ontology annotation, biological process: determination of ventral identity. Gene Ontology annotation, cellular component: membrane. The transcript has 11 exons.
AGCCGAAAGACGCAACAUUCUUGCGCUAAGAGAUCGAGCCAAGGUAAAUGGCGAUGUCACUCGGCCACAACUUAAUCUGUUACACCUUAAACGAUGUUAUCCGUGAAACAGGAGAAACCAAGAAGACAGCAUUUAGUUUGUUUUCGUGUUUAAAUAUGGGUGCAAGGUCCAUCCAUUAGUCUUUUUGCGUUCAGCCGGAGAGAGACCACAAGAGAUAAACGGAGAGAGUCCAUAAGAGAUGCCCGAAGAGCCUGCUUCGCGUACGUUACAAACCUGUCAGUGUUUGUGUGUCAAAAACCUUUCGUCGAACGACAGUCGACAGGAUCCCUCCUGAAAUUUGUACACAACUCUUUAAGUCCAGUCCCAAAAUACAAUGGUUAGUUGGGACAGUCAGUAAAGCUUUUGUUUGCUUCCACGGUCCUGACAGCUCUCGCUUGUCAAGCUUUAACAGGUAGGCGGGACUUUGUCGCGCUGCAGUUUGGUUGCUGUUACAGAUGGGCUUGGCCAGUCGGCAGCAGUAGCUGGCUGCUUAGGUUGAUGUGCUUAGAGAAAAUCUAAGCGUUCUGAAGUUGAGCCAGAUCAGCUAUCCGUUUGUUACUGCUGCAACAAUCCCACAGCGAAAACGUACGUCGCCGUGGAACACCCGGGGACCCGAGAUAAUGGUAAGAGACCCAUUAGAGCUGUUGCCAGCUUGCCAGAAAUGACCGAGGUCAACAAAACAAUCCAGAAAUGGCACGCCAGCUUCAAAAAAGGCACCGACUUUGAUUCAUGGGGACAGUUAGUGGAAGCAAUUGAUGAGUACCAAAUACUGGCGCGACAGCUUCAGAAAGAAGUCCAGUCUUGCAGCAGCUUUUGUGACUUCACAGAAGAGCAAAAGAAGACACUGGGCAAGCUUGCAACAUGUCUGGAACUGAGAAGUGCUGCUUUACAGAGUACUCAGUCUCAAGAAGAUUUCAAGCUGGAAGAUCUGAAAAAACUAGAACCAAUUAUAAAGAAUAUUCUUACCUACAACAAAGACUUUCCAUUCGAUGUUCAGCCUGUUCCUCCCAGAAAAAUUUUAGCACCUGGAGAAGAAGAAAAUCUGGAACUAGAAGAAGAUGAAGAUGGAGGAAAUGGAGCAGGUUCACCAGAUUCCCUUCCUUUCAGAGUCCCAGGAGCUAUUGAAGGUACCUUAUUACCAAGGUUACCAUCUGAGCCUGGGAUGACAUUACUCACUAUCAAGAUUGAGAAAAUUGGGCUUAAAGAUGCUGGGCAAUGUAUUGAUCCUUACAUCACAGUUAGUGCAAAAGAUCAGAAUGGUGUAGACCUCACACCAGUACAAGAUACACCGCUUGCUUCAAGGAAAGAAGAUAUGUACAUUCAUUUUAAUGUGGACGUUGAAAUCCAGAAGCACAUUGAGCAGUUGGCAAAAGGAGCAGCUAUUUUCUUUGAAUUCAAACACUAUAAACCCAAGAAAAGAUUUACAAGCACCAAGUGCUUUGCUUUCAUGGAGAUGGAUGAGAUCAAACCUGGUCCAGUUGUAAUAGAACUCUACAGGAAGCCAACAGACUUCAGAAGGAAAAAAUUACAGUUGCUAACUAAGAAACCACUUUAUCUACACUUGCAUCAAACACUGCACAAGGACUGACUGCUUCUGAAUUGUGUGUGAACUAAACCACUUGCUUCUCUUCAGCAUUGCAGCUGUAUGUAAAAACAUUACUACCCCAGCAGACAAGAAGGAAAAUGGCAGCUACUUUUGUACUAAUGUGGCUGGAUACCAGACAUUCACAAGUUAGGUUUCAUUUGUAAAAUACAUUUUGCUACAGAUAUUGUAUACAAAUUGUACACUACAUAGCUUUGUCUGUAUGUUAAUUUCUGUUUAACAGUUUUUGAGGUUGCAGAAAACGUCCACUGUUUUUUAUAUUGUAAUUAUACCAUUUCCCCACCUAAGUAAUGUACCUUAAAAAUUGAAUGUGAAAACAGAUCACCCAAGUGUUUGCAAGACUGUACAUAGUACACUAAAAUGUUCAUUAACUUUUUAGUUUGUCUACUGAAGUACAUUGGUGCUCAUUAAUCAGCAUUUAAGAUAAUAACAUUCUGUUUUUACUGCAAUGGAUGGCACUAUGAGAAAAUAAACCUGCAUUCAAAUUUUGCACAAAUAAUGCUUA